GUUUCGGUUUAUCAGUUCCGCAUUGUUUUUCCGUCUUUAAUGAACUAUGAAACCAAAGCGUAAAAUAAGAUCGGAGGUCCCUUCCGUGAGUUCUAUGGACUGAUUGGGUCCGUUUAAAGGCGCACCGAAUCCACCGAUAGAUCACAAUUUGCCGGAUUUUGAUCGCGCAAACAGACGAUCCAAACUAAACGGAUUUCAGUAUUAUUUAUUUUCACGACUAUGUCGGGACUUAAAUUCGCGAUGGUCGUCUUGUGCUUCGCGUCGACGUCGGUGAUGUGCGGUCCAAUGCCCCAGCAGUCACAGCCGAAAAACGACGGACAACAGCAAAAACAAGAAGAUCAACACCAAAAACACGCCGUUGAACACUACACAAACAGUUUGGUGGCCAAUCCGAGAAUCCGUGAAAAUUACCUCAGUUGUUUUUUAGACAAUGGACCUUGCAGUCCUGAAGCCAAUAGCAUCAAACGUAAGUGUUAAUUUGCAGCUAUUAUAAAGUGAGAUUAAUUUUGGGGAAAAACGAUUUCAAAGGUAUAAUAAAAUAACGUUGCAUCCUUGGGGAAUUGCUGUAAGUUAUUAUUAUUUAUUCCAAUUACUAUUUAUAAUUUGCAAAUGAUAUUACAACGCCGUUUAAAACAAUAGGCAAUAUUAUAAGUGAGUUGGACGGAUUUUUUUUAUUUGAAUUAUAGUGUAUUAUUGCGCAUAGAAGAAGUUACCGUGAGAUUAUAAUUAAAUAAUAAAGUAUACGUACAUCUAAUAAAUAAUAAGACGUUAGUAUGUAUUAUUAUCUUGCACAAUAGUAGACGAGAAUAGAUAAACAAAAUUAUACUAAAUGUUAUUAAUUUUCAGAUAAUACGGAACGAGCUCUACUCAGAGUUGUUAGUUGUUGGGCUAGGUAAUAUAGAUUAUCUAUAACAAUUUUUAUUAAUACUUCAUCAAAAGUAUCUGAAAUUCGAUCUGUAUUUCUCAAAUUUCUUUUCUGUUAACUUCAGAGGCUGAUAAGUUUAUCCAAAAAAAUAUAUAAAAUACGUACAUGCUAGCUAACCUAAUACAAUUUACUGAAAAGUUAUCAAGACCUUAAAUUUACUGUACAAAUAAACAAUUUUAAAAUAAAGAAAAGAAAAAUUACGUGCUAUAAAUGAUCAUAAUUAAUUUUUGAUACAUAAAGCCAUUUAUUCAAAACUAACAUUAUCAUAGUGUUAACUGCAAAUAUACUUUUGCUUAAUAGUAAGAGCGAAGCUAGGAAUGUAUUGGUUUCACAAUGAUGUUUAUUUUUUUUUUUUUUCAGUGAAUAAAUUUUGUAUGCACCAAAAAUUUUGCUCAGAUUUUCAAGUGUAGCUCUUUUUCCGAAAACAAUUUUUUGUGAGAUCGUACUUCAAGAAGAUUAAUUUUUGAUUUUUUCAGAGGCUUUCAUAAUAAAUGGGAAAAAUCGAGAAAAAUUUACGAAAUUUAUUAUUUUCAUAUCGUAAAUAUUCGGUCUUUCAAAACAUGUAAAACCGAACUCCGCUCAGAAUCGUUUUUCGUUAGCCAUGAUUAAUCGUUGCGUGCAGAUAGAUUUUAAAUUUUCCCUCUACCUUCCCAACUUCUCACCUAUAUCAGUUAACUACCCAUCUUGCGAAGUAUGUCAGUUUAUUUUUUUUUUAUAUGAAACAUUAUAUUUUUACUUGAGAAAUCACCAAAUCCAUAACACAGGAAAUUGUUAUUAAAUUCUUUAAAAAUCUGUUAAUAUUUUAAUGUACCUACUGCGAAUGACAUUCAGAACUAUAGGGAUAAAACUAUUUCAUUUCGAUAUAAUAAUAAAACAUUAUUUUAAACCUUUAAGGGAUCGAGGAAUAUUUUUAUAUUAUAGCGCUUAUUACAUAUUACCAAACAAAAAUAAAGUAUCACAGAUGAUAUAAUCUGGUUUGGUUUAUAAUCUGUGUUAAUAUUAUUCAUUGACGAUUAUAUUCAUAUUGAUAUUAUUACCAUCGUUAAAAGUAAAUUCAAAGGGUAAAAUAAUGGUAUAUUUCGAUUAUCGUACUAACUCCGCUGGUCGGUAAUAGUACAAAUAAAUACCAAAAUAAUACCUUCAUAUUUAAUUUUUUUUAAUAUUUUAUGCUUUUUUUUUUUUUUUUUUUACAAAAAUAUAACUUUUUUUGUAAUUUUAUAAUAAUAUAGCCCAUAUAAAAACCGGCCUAUCGGAAAGAUUCUUGAUUUCUAGAUAGGCCAAUCCGCCUCUGAGUAUACUAAUAUGAAAUGACCUAGGUACAUCUAUUUUUAUAUUAUAUACUGACAUGUAAUAUUUAUUAGGAAAAUUCUUUUAAAAAAUAACUAUUAUUAUAGUUUUAUGUAUUUUAUUUUAUUUCGAAAUGUGUACAAUGAUUGUUGUACACAUUGUGACUUUGUAUGUAACAUAUAAUAUAUAUAUAGGAGACCCGUACAAAAACGGAUCGAAGAGAACCGUUUUAUAGUUGGACGGACAUGGGACAUUAUUUUAUAUUAUAACGAAUACUAUAAUAUUAUUUCAUCCAAAUAUACGGUUUCGUCUCCUUCGAUAGUAAUUAUGCACUUUUUUUCCCUGAUUAACCGACAGCAAUGGGAGAUCAGUUUUUCACAUUGCUACUCCACUACUGCCAUCGUUUAUUAAUAAGUAUUAUUAAUUAAUGCCUUUUAAAAUCCUGUUUUUCCCCUUCGCGGGGCAGGCUCACAUUAUUAACUAUACUAAUUAAAACUAAGGUAGGAGGUGAGCGGUUGGGCCGCGUCACCUCCUGACAUUAUGUUAGCUUAACCUAACCUGUACACGACCUUGAGCCGGUGGCUGGGUCCUAUUGUGUGGUGACUUUGAUGCCCUGGACUGGUGAAGUGGCUGCUCCUAUGGCAGAUGGUCAGCCCUAGCCUCGGUCUCCCUUAUCUUUUCGUCAUGCUCCUUGCUGCUCAGUAUGUCCUCUACCAUGCGGUAGAAAGACUAUGAGCUGCGAAAGGAGGCUGUCUCGAUCUGAUCGCGUAAAGCUCGAUCAGAAUCCCGGGAUGGGAUGUCUUCUGGGCUACAGAGCAGGUUUUGAACAUAACUGGGAGCUAUAUUUCUUCCGCUAACAUACGCUCUAACGUCUUACCGAUAGUAGUUAUGCACUUGGGCAAUAUGAUUAGGUACCACCGUCGUUGUGUGUAUCGAACAGGUAACAAUCUACAGGUAUGAAGAUAAACAUAAAUAUAUAGUGUCACAACGGCCGAUUGUAAGGCUAUAGAGUUAUUAUUUUUAUAGCCCUAUACACCGAUAAACGGUAGUCGGCGUUUUACAUGGUGAUCUUUUUAAACACAUUACCUCGGUAAAUAUUACAUUUUUGUAUAAAAUAUUACAAAUAUUACAUUUUACAUUUGAUUUUAUUUUAGUACAUUUUGGAUAUUAAAUGCAAAUCGCAUACCUUUUCGUAAAAUGUUCAUCAUUUUUAAAUUUUGAACUUUUGAUUUUAAAAUGGCAUCACAUGAUAUAUAUUCAAAUGUGAAUAACAAUAUAUAUAUAAAACAAUUUUUCAGUUUAAAGAUUCCAAGAUUUGCAAGAUCUGAACUUAUCUCGCCUACAAUGGAUUGAUGAAAAUAAAAUAAUAUAUGUUUAUUUUGUUAGAUUUUGAAGCGGGAAAUGGUUUGGUUUUACAGUGAAAUUUUUUUUAUAGUAUAUACAAAAUCUUUCUCCAAUCAAAACAUGACAAAAUACUUUUUUUGUUGAUUUAGUUCGUACUUUAGAAAGGUGAUUUUUGAAAUUCUCAUUAAUAUUCGAGAUAAUGAGGAAAAGCUAGUUCUUUUGGUUCAAAAAUAUUAAAAAUAAGGUUGUCAUUGGCAAUCGUUUUUAUUCAUUUUUUGUUAUAAUUUAGUAUUUUAUUUAUUUUAUCAUUUUAAUCUUUUAAUAUUUUUUAUACAAUCGUAGUCGUGAAAACGUACAUUGCUGGAAAUACAAUAUUAUUGACCGAGCUUCAUUAAGAAUCGUUUUUCGUUAGAAAUAAUUAAUCGUUGCUUACAGAUAUAAAUUAAAUUCGUCUAUACAUACUACCGUCCUAACUUCUCAUCUACAACAGUGGCCCACUUAUAGUACGAAGUGGUUUUUAUACUUCAAUCUAUAAAUUCGUAUUAAUUUAUGGAAUUAUAUUACCACUUGUAGUAAUUUAUUCCAACAAAUAAGGAUAACGUAACAUUUUAAAAUUGUAUGUACUUUUAUGAAAAUGGAUACAUAUAUUCUCAUUUUCAAUUGUAUUAAAAGAAAAUUAAAAAAAAAUGUAUGACCCUGUAUUUCGUUACAGUUAUUGUACAAUUUCCGCAUUAUACAGACGUGUGCACAAAUCAGAAAUAUUAUUAUAACGUCCUACAGACGUUUUUUUUUCGAAAUAAAAAAUCAUCUCAUCACAUCCACGUUCUUCGCGUGUUUCGGUGUCACGGGCGAUUUUAUUAAAAAUAGUAUUUUACGAAAAACAAACUCGGCUCUCUAUUUGUAAAACAUAGUAAGCGCCAAUUUAUCAUUUUUUCAUUGUGUUUUGUAUAUACAAAUACAGGUAUAAUAAUAAAAAAAAAAACAACGAAAAUUGAUUAAGUGGCGCUUAUUGAGUUUUAUAAAGUCGAACUAAAGAUUACGACGUUCCAUUUUCUAACGAUUGCCGCAGCACACGCGAAAUAAUGAUAAAGGUAUUUAUAAUUUGCACUUACAGUGGCUGAAAAUAUAUUAUAAGUACCCAGGUACUGUUUUUUUUUUACAACGUAUUACGAUCGCGAUGGUUUACACUGAAACGGCUUCGUGCCAAAAUUGUUUACGCCAAUGAGGCCAUGGUAAGAGACGCCAAAACGAGAACGUCCGGGUCUCGAAUAAACUGCGUGCUCGGUUCGUAUAAUCAUUUUAAAAUAGUUGUGAUUAUCAGUUGUUUACAUCAUUAGUUUAGAAUUAAUGUCUUGAAACACUAUCACGACCGGUCGAUCAAGUGAAUACGGGACAAGUCGUGUGAUGCCCAACAUCUAAUAAUUUCUGUAGUAUCAUUUCUGCUUUCUAAAAAAUUUCUUUACAAUUUUAAAAAAAAAAGCCGUCAAUUAUCAAAUAUUUUAUUAUACGAGUAUAUAGUUAAAUUUGAUUUUUUUAAUACGUUAAUUACCGAUGGGUAAUAUAUAAUAGAAUUGGUUUAAAAAAAUAAUGACUGCUAUAUUAUACUCGUCAUACUAUUCAUACUUAUCGUUGCGAUUUUGAUGAUUGAUAUAACGAUAUCUUGAAUCAUCUGUAAUUAUACAUAUUAUGUUAUAUUGCUAUAAAAUAUUUGCGAUAGUGAUAAUAUAGCCGCAUUAGUACUUAUCUAUAUACUAUUAUUGUGUACUUAACCUAAGCACGCCAUAGAAUAAAAUAGGUACCUACUCAACCACACAAAAUAUAUAACUAUUUUAGAACAUAAAUAGUAACAGUUUUUUGUUUUGCCUCACUCUCUACACUAUACUGACUUAUGAUAAAUUGCAACAUGAUAACAAACAUUAUGAUUUUAAAUAUAUAAUAUACGAACUAUUUUCAAAUAACACUCAGAUUUAUAUAUUUAUAUAGAUGAGCCAUUAAAUUUUAAUGUAUUUGUAUGUCGUAAAUCAAAAAUUAAAAUACUUACCUUCAAAAGCCAGGGACUCUAAAGACAUAACAGUCGAGAUUAUUUUAUUGAAGAUACAAGUAAAUACAUUGAUCAAGUUAAGUAAAGGUCAUAAAUAUAUAGAACAUUUUGUCUCGUUUGUUAUGUUUUGUAUAGUUGAUCAUUUUUUUUUUAUGAUUUUUAACUACAUUAUAGGUUCAAUAUAAUUUUACUAAAUAUAUUAUUUAUUGUUCUGUCAUAGCAGAAUUACUCCCAGAAGCCAUCCAAAAAGAAUGCGCACAUUGUACCGAACUGCAGAAGAAGGUGAUUGAAAAAAUGAUGUGUUACCUGAACAAUCAUCAACCGGAAAUAUUAAAACAGGUGGCCGCCAAAUUUGAUCCAAACGGCGAAUACAUUCAGCAAUAUAUUAAGACACUCGAACAAAAAAGAAACGAACCGGAGUAUUUGAUUUCAACUGUACAGCGGCAAAACCCACAACAGCCACAGCAAAACCCACAGCAGCCACAGCAAAACCCACAGCAGCCACAGCAAAACCCACAGCAACCACAGCAAAACCCACAGCAGCCACAGCAAAACCCACAGCAGCCACAGCAAAACCCACAGCAGCCACAGCAAAACCCACAGCAGCCCCAGCAGAACCAACAACCUCAGCAAAAUCAACAACAAGAACCGACGAUAAUAACAUCAUCACCUAUAGCUACGGUGGUAACCCCGAAACCUUGAGUCUACGGCAAUUAUUAUAAAACGCCAAAAUUAUUGUUGUUGUGUUAGUAGUACAGUUCAAAUUACUGUUAUUUAUCCUGUCUCGGACAAAUUAUAAACUGCAUUACAUGAAAAUUAUGUUUAAUAACGGU
This is a messenger RNA of Cinara cedri, 6430 nucleotides long. The record is from the annotation of a GenBank genome assembly. Lineage: Eukaryota; Metazoa; Arthropoda; Insecta; Hemiptera; Aphididae.